This is a messenger RNA of Drosophila busckii, 1438 nucleotides long. RefSeq names its product tyrosine--tRNA ligase, mitochondrial (gene TyrRS-m). Gene Ontology annotation, cellular component: mitochondrion; cytosol. The record is from RefSeq and is a predicted model, not a curated record. Bases 16 to 1413 code for a protein of 465 amino acids. The transcript is spliced from 4 exons. Gene Ontology annotation, molecular function: RNA binding; ATP binding; tyrosine-tRNA ligase activity. Gene Ontology annotation, biological process: tyrosyl-tRNA aminoacylation. Lineage: Eukaryota; Metazoa; Arthropoda; Insecta; Diptera; Drosophilidae.
UAACAAUUGUUUGUUAUGAUGUUUCCUUUAAGGCUGCGCCUGCUUAGGCAAUUAAAUUGCCAACAAUUGUACGCUAAGCGCACAUUUACUAAUAAUAAUCUUCUGGAGCUCAAUGAACGCGGUUUCUUUCAAAGCAUAUUUCCAGAUACAGCGGCUCCAAAGAUGAAGAAGCUGUUCCAGAGCGCACCACAGAGCAUUUAUGCCGGCUUUGAUCCUACGGCGGACAGCUUGCAUGUAGGAAACUUGCUGGUUAUAAUGGGUCUGCUGCAUUGCCAACGCGCUGGACACAAACCCAUAGCUUUGGUAGGCGGCGCUACUGGACUGAUUGGUGAUCCCAGUGGGCGCAAGACCGAACGUAAUCAACUAGGACAGUCAAUACUAGACGGUAAUCUGGCAGCCAUACAAAAACAAUUGCUUAAAGUAUUUGAAAAUCACGAAGCCUGCCUCUGGGAUACGAGCAAACAUAAAGCUCCAUUGGCGCCGCUAACAAUUGUUAACAACGCUGAGUGGUAUGCCAAUUUAAACCUUAUAGACUUUAUUGCCAAUAUGGGCAGACACUUUCGCAUGGGUUCUAUGCUAUCGCGGUCUUCUGUGGAGUCACGCUUGGAGUCCGAGGACGGCAUGAGCUUUACCGAGUUUACGUAUCAGAUUUUCCAAGCUUAUGAUUGGCUGCAUUUGCUGCGCAAGCACAAUUGUUGCUUUCAGAUGGGCGGUUCCGAUCAAAUGGGCAAUCUGAUGACAGGACACGAGCUCAUAAGUCGCGUGGAGCGAAAACGUGAAGUCUUUGGUAUGACGCUGCCCAUUGUUACCAACGAGGAGGGCGAUAAAUUUGGCAAAUCCGCUGGCAAUGCAAUCUGGCUGGAUGAAAGCAAAACCUCGCCAUUUGCUUUAUAUCAAUUCUUUAUGAGGAUGCCUGACUCUGAGGUAGAGAAGCUUUUAAAACUGUUUACUUUUAUACCGUUGCCUGAGGUGGCGCAGCUGAUGCAAGAACAUGCCAGGGAGCCAGAGAAGCGAAAAGCGCAGACAUUACUGGCGGAGGAUGUUACACUGCUGGUGCAUGGCGAGUCGGGAUUAAAGCAAGCAGAGCGUGUAACUAAUGCCUUGUACAAGGGACAAGUUGAUGGCCUAGCUGAGUUGAACUAUGCGGAGAUUAAGCAAACGUUCCAAGGCGCUACUGUGGUGGAUUUGCUUAACGAACCCGGCAUGUCCAUACUACAACUAGCCAUGAAAGCCAAAUGUUUUCCCACCGAAAACGAUGCUGUGCGCAUUAUUAAUGCUGGUGGCUUCUAUAUCAAUCAGAAGCGUGUGCAGAACAUUACGGAAGUCAUCUCCACAGGCAUACACAUACUACGCAAUGGUAUUUCCUUGCUGCGUGUGGGCAAACGCAACUUUUAUAUUGUACGCUGGCAAUAAGUAAGUGUUAAAUUUUAAAUAAGUU